Molecule: messenger RNA, 216 nt
Organism: Parnassius apollo (apollo)
Lineage: Eukaryota; Metazoa; Arthropoda; Insecta; Lepidoptera; Papilionidae
Source: the annotation of a GenBank genome assembly
AUGCAGCCAAUACCCGAAAGACCGCCGAUUUGCCCGAAAACCCAGCUACCUCAUUUACAUCUGACACCUUCUGAUGCCGGUCAAAAGAAGACUGACGGAAGCCCACUAGGAACAGAUAAUCCGUGGCUUCUUAAGCCUCAGCAUGAUAUUCCCGCGACGCCUCCCCCACAGAAAAAUCAACAGUCCGUCAACUUCUUCCAGCAAAGAAUAGGAUAA